AUGUCUCAUCCAAUCCUGUCAGAAUUCGACAUCGUUUUUGCCGGAGGUGGCACUACAGCCUGUGUUGUCGCAGGUCGCUUAGCUGCAUAUGACCCCUCACUCAGGAUCUUGAUUUUGGAAGCGGGUCAACACACCCUCAAUAAACCUAUUCAUGUCCAACCCUACCAAUAUCCCUUCAACCAAGCACCGACGAGCACCACAGUUACAUUUCACGUAGGAAAUCCAUCUCCUCGUCUCAACGGUCGUGCACCGAUCGUUCCUUCUGGUCGUUGCGUUGGUGGAGCCUCAUGUGUGAAUUUCAUGGUAUACACCCGUGCACCUGCUUCGGACUAUGAUGAUUGGGGAGUCGAUGGUUGGGAAUCUGAAAAUCUGAUUCCCCUCAUGAAGAAGCUGGAGACGUAUGAGGUCCAGCCCGAUCAUCCAACUCACGGAUAUGACGGACCUAUCAAAGUGUCAUCUGGUGGGUGUAAGUUGGGUAUCUCCGACGAAUUCAUCGAGGUUGGCACGACCUAUCACAAGAGGCAGUAUGCCGACGACACGAAUGAUUUAGAGACGUGCAAUACAUACAGUGUAAGCUACGAUGCUUCUUUCCUAACUUCGACAACUAACCAGAUCUAUCUCAGCCAUGGCAGAAGUAAAUACAUCGACGGGACGACCGGAAGGCGUUCUGACGCAGCUCACCACUAUGUCUACAACCAAGCUCACAACCCGAAUUUACAAGUCUGGGAUGGAAAGCGCGUGAAGCGUAUCAUCUUCGAGGACAAGCGUGCUGUAGGCGUCGAGUUCGCCAACGACCCAGUGUCUUGCCCGGAUGCGGAUCAGUCGUCGAGUAUUGUAAGAGCAUCAAAACUGGUUGUUGUCUCUGCUGGGGCGUUUGGUUCCCCAACCAUUUUAGAGAGAUCUGGGAUCGGUGCCGAGGCGAUCCUCAAGCGAUGCGGUGUCGAGCAGCUGGUGAAUUUGCCUGGUGUCGGAGAAAAUUAUCAAGGACGGUCAGAUCACAAUCUCGUAUUUGUUCCAUACUUGGCUACUGACGAGGCUGUUACCAUGGACGCCCUCUGGCGUGGGGACAGUAUCCUGCAGGAAAGCCUUGCAGAAUGGAACAGCAGCGGCAAGUCAUUGAUUGCACAAAACGGCCUCGAUUCAAAAAUCAAGUGGCGUCCUGAUGACGAGGAGUUGAAAGCCAUGGAUCCAGCUUUUCAACCGCGCUGGAAGGAGUUUUUCCAGGACCGGCCAGACAAGGCUGUUGCAAUAUUUUGUGUUUUUGCAGGACAUGUUCAACCGCUCUCGAAGCCGCUCGUUCUUCCUCCUGGCAGGUACAUGUGUACGGGGUAUUAUACACUUUACCCAGUGUCUGCUGGAAGCGUUCACAUCAACGUGACAGAUGACGGAAAAGAAGAAAUGGACUUUACUACAGGCUUCCUAGAUGAUCCAUCUGAUAUUGUUCCCCUCAACUUCGGGUACAAAAAGACACGCGAACUUCUUCGACGCAUGGCUUCAUACCGAGGUGAAGUCGCUGCUGGCCAUCCUGAUUUCCCAGAGGGAAGCGCUGCAGUCUGCAGAGAAGCCUCCGGGCCAGUGGACUUGAAUGCGCCUGACAUUGUUUAUACUACCGAAGAUGACGAGGCGAUUGAUCGAUUCCACCGCGAUAUUAUGCAAACGACGUGGCAUUCUCUUGGGACUUGUGCCAUGAAACCGGAGGCAGAUCAGGGAGUCGUCGACGCUCGGCUAAAUGUAUACGGAGUGUCGAACCUCAAGGUUGCAGAUAUGUCCAUUUCACCGUUGAACGUUGGCACGAACACGUACUCGACGGCACUUCUCAUCGGAGAACGGGCUGCGAUGAUCAUUGCCGAAGAUUUGGGUAUCAAUUGCAUUUGAUAUGUAUCGUCAGGGGCAUGUUUGAUAAUGACUUCUUGGACUUGGUUAAAGCUAGGUUCAGGGACUUCCGGUGGGUCUUGGUCGUCUGAGAGCAUCUGACAUAGUGUGAGGCGGGUAAACGACUCGUGUCACGGGCUUGACAGGCCUCGGCCCUCGUUCUUGCGUAAAAAUGUCGACGCAUGAUGAAGGUGUCAAAGCGACUCCCCCUGCUACCGACUGAGUGAGCCAAUCUGAGGACAACACAGGGUUGACGACCGGUGUUCCCUCAUAAUAUACAGAACGCCCUUACGAGUGCAUCCUUCGUUUCUCAGCAAAAAGCAGCCAUGCCUGGCAAGAUUGAAAGGAAUCAGUGCAAAGCUUAGUCAGAC
Molecule: messenger RNA, 2243 nt
Organism: Suillus plorans
Lineage: Eukaryota; Fungi; Basidiomycota; Agaricomycetes; Boletales; Suillaceae
Exons: 15
Coding region: 1-1875 (624 amino acids)
Molecular function (GO): oxidoreductase activity, acting on CH-OH group of donors; flavin adenine dinucleotide binding
Source: RefSeq, a predicted model, not a curated record